GGGGCUCCUCCCGCUUUUUUCUCCGCGCCGCUCGUGCGUUCGUGGAGCCGUUGGGGGGGAUCGGAAGGCGACUCAGCCGGGCGCACGGACAGGGGGCUCCGGUGGAGUCGAGCGGCUUCCCUUCGCGGGCUCCGGCUUGCUUGCUUGCUUGUUUCCUUCCUUCCUCCCUUCCCGCCCGCCGGAGAAGCCGACGAAGCGAAAGUGGACCCCCGUCCCUUCCUGGAAACUCCCGGGCGGUUCUUCAGCAGGCGGCGCCCUGCUCGUCGCUGCGUAGCGGAUUUUGGCGCGCCGAGCUCGGCUCGGGAAGAAGGAACUUGCCCGAAGGGACCCGGAGAAGGCGGCGGGGGGCUGCCUCGUCCCGGCCCCGCUUGCAGCCACCAGGGCCCAGGAGGGAACUUUUGCCCUUCCAGCUGAGCUCCGGCCGGUCGGCGGGGCCGGGACUGGUCGCCCGCGUGCCCAGAAGUUUAGGAGUUCGAGCCGGAGCCGCCGUCGCUAGGCGGGGUGUGGUAGGCGAAGCGCGUUUCGGUGGCUGCCCUUAUCCAUUUCCGCCUUGCCCGGCGCGGCGAUGAAGCUGAGCCGGCAGUUCACGGUCUUCGGCAGCGCGAUCUUCUGCGUGGUGAUCUUCUCGCUCUACUUGAUGCUGGAUCGUGGCCACUUGGACCACCCCAAGAACCACAGGCGCGAGGGCUCCUUCCCCCAGGGCCAGCUUUCAAUACUACAAGAAAAAAUAGACCACUUGGAGCGCCUACUAGCAGAAAAUAAUGAAAUUAUUUCAAACAUAAGAGAUUCUGUGAUCAAUCUGAGUGAAUCUGUUAAAGAUGGACAACGUACUCCAGAAGCUAUAAACUUCAGUCAAGGAAACUUCUCAGAGCUAUCACCUCUUGCCACGAUGUAUCUCUCCAUUGAUCCGGAAGAUUGUCAAUUUGCUUCAAAAAGUGGAAACCAAGCUUCAGAUGUACAGAUGCUAGAAGUCUAUGAUAUUCUUCCUUUUGAUAAUCCAGAUGGUGGAGUUUGGAAACAAGGAUUUGAUAUCACAUAUGAUGAGCACGAGUGGGAUAGUGAACCUCUUCAAGUUUUUGUUGUGCCUCACUCACAUAAUGAUCCAGGUUGGCUGAAAACGUUUGAUGACUACUUCAGGGAUCAGACACAGCAUAUUCUCAAUAAUAUGGUUAUAAAACUACAAGAAGACAAAGGGAGGAAGUUUAUGUGGUCUGAAAUCUCUUAUUUUUCAAAGUGGUGGGAUGGAAUAGAUAGUCAAAAAAAGGAUGCAGUGAAAAGGUUAAUUGAAGUUGGCCAGUUUGAAAUUGUAACAGGGGGAUGGGUCAUGCCUGAUGAAGCCUCUUCGCAUUAUUUUGCUUUAAUUGACCAGCUGAUUGAAGGACACCAAUGGUUAGAGAAGACAUUGGGAGUAAAACCAAAAUCUGGCUGGGCGAUUGAUCCCUUUGGGCAUUCACCAACCAUGGCUUAUCUUCUGAAACGCACUGGAUUUUCCAAUAUGCUUAUACAGAGAAUUCAUUAUUCAAUUAAAAAGCAUCUUGCAACCCAGAAGUCACUGGAAUUUUUUUGGAGGCAGAAUUGGGAUUUGGGAUCUAAUACGGAUAUUCUCUGCCACAUGAUGCCUUUUUAUAGCUAUGAUGUUCCUCACACUUGUGGACCAGAUCCUAAAAUUUGCUGCCAGUUUGAUUUUAAGCGCCUUCCUGGGGGAAGAGUCAACUGCCCCUGGAGAGUUCCUCCUGAAGCCAUUCAUUCUGGAAACAUUCAGCACAGGGCAUGGAUGAUUUUAGAUCAGUACAGGAAGAAGUCAAAACUUUUUCGUACCAAAGUUUUGUUGGCUCCACUAGGAGAUGACUUCCGCUACACUGAGAGUUCAGAAUGGGAUCAGCAGUAUCAGAAUUAUCAGAAGCUAUUUGAUUACAUGAAUUCUCAUCCUGAAUUACAUGUUAAGGCUCAGUUUGGGACCUUAUCAGAUUAUUUUGAGGCGCUGCGUAAAGCUGGUAAUUUGGAUGAAGAGAACAGUAAUUCAGUUUUCCCUGUUCUGAGUGGAGAUUUCUUCACAUAUGCAGACAGAGACCAUCAUUACUGGAGUGGAUAUUUUACAUCACGGCCCUUCUACAAGCGCCUAGAUAGGAUUUUAGAGUCAUAUUUAAGGGCUGCUGAAAUUCUUUAUUCUCUGGCUUUGGUACAGUCCAAAAAAACAGAGAAAAUGAAAGCAUUUCCAUCAGCGGACCACUACAAAUUACUGACAGAGGCUCGGAGAAACUUGGGACUUUUUCAGCACCAUGAUGCCAUCACAGGAACUUCUAAAGAUUGGGUAGUUGUGGAUUAUGGUACUAGACUUUUCCAUUCAUUAAUGAACUUGAAGAAAAUCAUCACUGAUUCUGCUCACAUUCUUAUUCUAAAGGAUCAAGAAAUGUAUAGUUACAACCCAUCCGUACCAUUCCUUACAAUGGAUGAUGCUCAGUCUUCACAAGACAUGUUGCCGCACAAGACUGUUAUAGAACUGAGUAAACAACCAAGGUACCUUUUGAUUUAUAAUCCUACAGAACAAGACCGUUCAUCAGUGGUUUCAGUCUAUGUGAAUACACCAAGAGUUAAAGUACUGUCUCCUUCUGGAAGACCUGUUGUGGUCCAGCUUAGUGCAGUAUGGGAUGGAACUGCUAAAAUAUCAUAUGAUGCGUACCAGAUCUCAUUCUUGGCUCAUCUGCCACCUUUGGGUUUUGGAGUUUACCAGCUUCUGGAAGGGCUGAACUCAGAAACUAUAUUGGCUGAUUAUAAUCUCUAUCAUAAUGAUAAAGCUAAGUUAGUCAAGCCAUAUAGAAUUUUCAAUGUUAAAGAGAUACAGAAUGCUUUGGAUGAGAUCAUGCUAGAAAACUCUUAUAUGAAAAUCUGGUUCUCUGGCAAUUCUGGACUUUUAGAGAAAGUAAAUACGAAAGAAGAUAAUAAAAGUCAUCGUGCGAAGUUGGAGUUUGUUUGGUAUGGAACUACAAAUAAUAGAGAUAAGAGUGGAGCUUAUCUCUUCUUACCGGAUGGUGAAGCUAAGCCCUACGUUUCUACUGAUCCACCUGUCAUACGGGUUACACAUGGAAGGAUUUUUUCUGAAGUUACUACUUUUUUCCAUCAUUUGACUCACACAGUACGACUUUACAAAGUUCAUGGGCUAGAAGGCCAAUCUCUUGAGAUAUCCAAUAUUGUGGACAUCAGAGGAGAAUACAAUCGUGAGAUUGCAAUGAGAAUUUCAUCUGACAUAGCAACCCAUAACAGAUUUUACACUGACCUCAAUGGAUACCAGAUUCAGCCUAGACAGACAAUGAACAAAUUGCCUCUUCAAGCAAAUAUUUAUCCAAUGACUGCAAUGGCUUAUGUCCAGGAUAGCAAGAUUCGCUUGACUCUUCAUUCUGCUCAAUCUCUUGGAGUUGCAAGUUUAAAAAGUGGCCAAUUAGAAGUCAUUAUGGAUCGUCGACUUAUGCAGGAUGACAAUCGAGGCUUAGGACAAGGUGUCCAAGAUAACAAAAUCACAGCCAAUCUGUUCCGACUUCUGUUGGAAAAAAGAGAUGGAGUAGAUAUGAAUGAAGAAAAGUCAUCAGUCAGCUAUCCUUCUCUCCUUAGUCACACAACAUCAUCUUUCAUAAAUCAUCCUGUGAUUCCAAUGAUUACCUAUGCAGACACUGGUGUCCCAUCACUUUUGAAUACCUUUUCUCCACUAAUUUCAUCCAUGCCCUGCGAUAUACAAAUGGUUAACCUAAGGACAAUACAGUCAAUGACAGAUUCGGGGCCAUCUGAGGAAGCAGCUCUGAUUGUUCACAGGAAGGGAUUUGAUUGUAGAUUCACAAACACAGACCUGGGGCUCUUCUGCUCUACAACUCAGGGAAAGCUAAAGGUGCACAAACUCUUUAACAAGUUCCAUGUGGAAAGUCUUAUACCUACAUCCUUAUCUUUGAUGCAUUCACCACCAGAUGCCAGAAACAUGAGUGAGAUCAAUAUGAGUCCUAUGGAGAUAAACACGUACAGAAUUCAUUUGAGAUGAAGCCUGGCUUUUGAACUUGGAUACUAAAGAGGAAACGGCAACUUUUUGUCUUCUCAAAGAUUGGUGUGCAAUAAGAAGCACAUUCUUUUUCCAGCUUCUGAAUACUGUGACAAUAACAUUCAUUCUCAAAUUUAUUUGAACUCCAAAACCAUAAAAAGCCAUGAUGCAAGCAAGUCUCUUGUUCUCUUAUAAUAUGCCAACAUCAGUAUAAGUAAAUACAAGACUGGGAGAAUCAAAGGGUAUUACUUCUCAUCAACAAAGUGAAUCUCAGGUUUAAAUGUUAGUUUAUGGUUUCUAUGGUUUUGUGUUUGAAAGGAGGGGACAUUGGGUUUAAAUUUGUUUUCUGAUCUGUAGGUGACUCUUAAGUAAUUGUAUAUUGUUGAAAUCCCAGAUACAAUUGAAUCUGAAUAUUCUCUGGCAAAGCUAUUGUCCAAAUACUUCUAAAGACUUCUAUAGAUGACAGUUUCAAUUUGCUCCACAUGGAGUCUGCAUUUAUCCCACUCUAGUAGUAGAGUGAAAUCCAAGAGCCUUUAAGAAAUGCGGAAGAUUUUAAUCAUAUUGUCCUAUCAUCUUGAAGUGCAGAACUUAAAUUCUAGAAUUUUAGAUUCAUCUUUCUCGGAAAAUAUAAAAACCUUCCGUUUUGUUACUUGACAUAUUGGGAUAUGUGCAAUUACUCCAUCAUAUAAAGUAAUGAAAGUCAAGUCUAUAAUUUCAUGAAUACAAGAUUUUUUACAGAACAUUUGGAUACUAAUGCUCUCUGAAAUGUUUUUCUAUUUCAAUAUAACCAUAUCAAAAUAAAUGUGCCUUAUUUUUUUGAUACGUCUUGUUACUCUUUUGGUGUUCAUGCAGUGUUUGGGGGGCUUGGGGAGAGGGUUAAUACAUUAAAACAUGUAUCUUUUAUUUAACAGUGGUGGCUACACUCUGAUCUCCUGCACCAAAUUUGUGCUGAUGGUGUUCUGAAUGCUCUGACUAUUUGAAUGUAGUAAAAUGACGUCAUAAAACAAAACAAUGGAAGAAUAAAGAAUACUGUAAAGUUCAUCUGCUUUUGGUUAAACUGCAACAUACACAGAAAUUUGAAGGCACACGAAAGCUGCCUUGCCCUGUGUAUUGUAGCAAGCAGUGCAUUGAGAAUCAUGUGCCUAUAUUUUUAAAAUGCCGCUGUUUGACUUAUGCGUCCGUGCUUACAUUGCCGAUGUUUGUUAAUGAGGAAUAGCUUCUUCAAAUAUACUUAUUUCUUCAUUAAGUAUUUUACAUGGAGUUCUUGAAGCCAUGUGGGUUUAAAAGUACCACUUCCCUAAACAAAACUACUGUUUACAAUUCAAAUCAGUUAAGGCUGCAAUCCUAUAAACACUUAUCCAAGAUUAAGCCCUAUUGAACACAAUGGGAGUUACUUCUGCAUGGAGAUGUAUAGGAUUGCACUGUAAAAUGCAGUUCAAUAUGAUUCAAUUUCCUUUAACCCUAACCAAUUUUUUAGCUUUACUAAUACAAAUGAAAAUGAUUUCCUUUAAAACUAAUAAACAUUUUAAUAACUGGAAAAAAUGGCUUUGAUGCUCAUACAUUUUUGUACUAUAUUAAUCAGAUCUGUGCCAUGUUUUUACUAAGUGUAUUUAGCCACACUUCCAGUUUUAAAGAUAUUAAAAUCUUUAUAAUUUUCAAAUUUUGGAGGCUCUCUAUAGUUUCCAUACUUCAAUUUUUGUAUUAGCACAAUUUAAUGCGAAUUGUUGAAAAAUGGGUAAUACACAGGGGGGAUAAGAAGUUGUAAAUUAAUAGUUUUAUGCAAUAAACAUCUAGUUUUUAACACUUUCCCUUUAGCUGAAAUUCUUAAAUGCUAGAAAAAUGUUCCUGUAACUACUUUUUUAGUUUUAUAGUGUCCAUAGUAUCAUAAUCCUUUACUAAAACCUGAUCUCUGCAAAAAAAAAGUAUUCAAAAUCUUAAAUUCUGAAAAAUAUAUGGAUGCAAUAAAUGGUAGUUUGUUGUUUGUAGAACAUGCUUACAAAGGAUGCUUCAUAUGGCUAGACCUGCAAAGGUGUUUACACAGAAAUCCUCUUGACUACAGGGGCUUAAGCUUCCUAGUAAUCAACGUUAGGAUUUUGAAGCCUAUCUUUUAUCAUAUUUUUUUUUUAAAAAAAAUGUCAGCCGCUCUACAAUCAUACCCGAAUGUUCCUUAACCAGCAGAGUUUUUCUUUAAUUUAAAAUAAUUUGAAGUUACUUUGCAGGAAAAAUGCCAUUUCAGGUCAUGGAAUUAAUUUAAUAAAUUAAGGUAAUUUAAUAAAUAAGAUUUUUUAGGUUUUAUUUCUUCAGGAUUUUUAUUUCAUCUGGGUUUUUUGGUUUAUUUCUUGUAAAUGCUUUUCAGUAUUUGUCACCCUUAGAAUUUGAUGGUGUCAUUUUUGAUGCCUUUACGGGUUGGGAGGGCUCCUUUUGUCUGUGGAAGGCUGGUGUUUUUUGUUGAUUUCCCUGCUCCUUCAGCCCCCUCUGCCCCCAAAACCCUGCUCCAGAGAAGGGUUGAAGGGGGAGGGAAUUGGGAAAAAUAACAUCCCUCCCCUUUUGCCAGUGGGAGCAUUCUCAGUGGAACUCUGCCAUGGGUGUGCAACCAGUGGAUCUGGAUCCAAUUGUAUAUGGUUUAAGACCAAUUCAUCCAGCAUGUAAUUUUUAAAAACAAAUUAAUGCAUUUAAGCAUGUACUGCAUAAUAUACAAUUGAAAACAUUCUGGGCAUUAUCCACAAUUGCCCCUUCACCUUUGCUGAUGAUAUCACUCCAGCAGGCCCCAGUGUUGGUGUAACAGGAAGCUAGAGCUUCCUCAAGCAACCCAAGAAAUUAGCUGAAACGCUAGUUUCCAGAACAGGACAGGUCAAUGGAGCUGCCUACUAUGAAUUUCGCUGAUCUGUUCCAUUCUGGAAAUGAGCAUUUUGGCUUGUUUCUGGUUGCCUUAGGAAACCCUAGCAUCUGGAGGCCACUCCUGCUGGUGCAUAGGUAGCAUUGGAUACUGUCCUCUAUCUGUUCUUAGUAAAGUUGAAGAUAAAUGUCUUGUGCAGGAGUUCCAUCAUGUUAAGGAUUUUGAACAUUCCUCCUCUCUUCCCCCCCCCCCACUUUCUGCAUACUGUCUCUUGAAAUCAGCUGAUUUAAUUUGAAGGUUUUCAUGUCUCUUUUGGGAAGAUUUUAUAUCUUUUUUGGGUUUGGGCAAUGUAAUAUAAGUUUGCUAAUAAAAAAUGUACUAUGAUA
Messenger RNA from Elgaria multicarinata webbii, 7243 nucleotides. It is a transcript of the gene MAN2A1, whose product is annotated as mannosidase alpha class 2A member 1. Bases 566 to 4024 code for a protein of 1152 amino acids. Gene Ontology annotation, molecular function: carbohydrate binding; alpha-mannosidase activity. Lineage: Eukaryota; Metazoa; Chordata; Lepidosauria; Squamata; Anguidae. Gene Ontology annotation, cellular component: Golgi membrane. The transcript is spliced from 22 exons. The record is from RefSeq and is a predicted model, not a curated record. Gene Ontology annotation, biological process: mannose metabolic process; protein deglycosylation; N-glycan processing.